Molecule: messenger RNA, 2441 nt
Organism: Gilbertella persicaria
Lineage: Eukaryota; Fungi; Mucoromycota; Mucoromycetes; Mucorales; Choanephoraceae
Exons: 11
Coding region: 229-2241 (670 amino acids)
Biological process (GO): phosphorelay signal transduction system
Molecular function (GO): 3',5'-cyclic-nucleotide phosphodiesterase activity
Source: RefSeq, a predicted model, not a curated record
UUUUUUUUUUUAAUUUUCUCAGUAACACCUUUUCCCCUUCUUCGUUCUCCCCCCCUUUUUUUUUAUAUAUUUUUUUACUAUAGCAACUACUGUCGACUCCAUAGUUACAGCAUACUAAAAAAAAAAAGAAAGCUCACCUCUUUUUUUUUUCGUUUUCUGAAAAAAAAAAAAUCCGACUUUGCACACAUACACAUACACACACACACACAUAUAUAUAUACUUUAUCAAAUGGACCCACAAACAUGUACUAUUAUUCUGUUCAACCAAACGAAUCCCUUUUUAUUACAAGAUAACGAAAAUGACUCUACAUUACAAUUAUUAGAGUCAACUUUUGGACACGUUCAUAAAGAAUCAAAUAUAGAUGCUUGUCUCAACUAUGUCAAAUUACUACCUUCUUCUUCAACUAUUCUACUCAUCGAAUUAGAUGAAGCACUGAUGCCACAUAAUCAGAUCGAGAUGAUUAGUCAAACAGUCGAUAUGAUGCCAGAGACAGUACCUGUGAUUGUAUGUUCAACAAACCAAGACACACAGUUUAUGCUAGACUGUAUACAAGCAGGAGCAGCCGAUUAUUUACUACGACCACUUAGACCUGAUGUGAUUAAAACACUAUUUUUGACAUUACAUCGUCGAUUAUCUCCACUAUAUCAAGAUCAUCUCUUAUCGUCAACUACCAUUAGCAGUACAGUAACUUCUAUCAUGACGCCUAUUACAUCUAUUCCACCCUCUUCUACAAAAGAUACAUCGGCUUAUUUACCGGAUAGAGUUCAAGAUCGAAUAAAGGCACUUUAUACAAAAGAUCAAAAUUUUACCAAAGCCGUGAUAGAUACCUAUCUUCCCUUUAACAAUCCUAUUCGUACUCGUAAAGAAUUAUCAAGUGAGCAUAAACAAAGACUAGAAAAGAAAGUGUCUGUUUGGGACUUUUCUCCAUUGAAUGUGUCACACGAAGAUCUUAUUCAUUGUUCUGUUAUUAUUAUUUCCCAAGUCUUUUCAUUGUCUGAAGUGACGCUGUUUACAACAGAUCAAUUAUAUGACUUUAUUACUGAUCUAUCAAGCAUUUAUCAUAAUGAAAACCCGUAUCAUAAUUUUGCUCAUGCAGUCGAUGUUCUGCAAUGUAUAUAUUACUUUCUGUGUCAAAUGGGCUUGGUCCCACUUGCUGAUGGCACACCUAAUCUAUCUCGUACAAAAUCAUUCCAUAUCCUAAGACCAAGAGACAUUUUUGCUCUUUUUAUUGCUGCUAUUGGUCAUGAUACAGCUCAUCCUGGUGUGAAUAACGCAUUUCUUAUCAAUACCAGUGCUCCUCUUGCUUUGUUAUACAAUGACAACUCAGUGCUUGAGAGUUUUCAUGCCAUGACUUUGUUUCAAUUACUAAAGAAACACAAGUUUGACCAAGUGCUAGGGGGACAAGAUUCUGUUGAAUAUACAGAAUUUCGAAAAUUAGUGAUCACCACUAUUUUAGCAACAGAUAUGGCGUUACACAGCGAUUAUGUAACGAGAAUCAAGGAACAAAAAGAACGAUUGGUAGAUAGUGAUCCAAGUGAUUGGGACGCAGCUCGGUGUCUUGAAGAAAGAUUGUUGUUCUGCAGUGGUCUGAUUAAAUGUGCUGAUAUCAGUAAUGUGGCUCGUCCAUUUCCAAGGACAUAUGAAUGGGCACAAAUCUUGGUAGAAGAAUUUGCUUCUCAAGGUGAUCUUGAACGCGAGCUUGGUAUGGAUGUCUUGCCCAUGAACGAUCGCUCUCAAAUCGUCUUGGAAGAUUCACAGAUUGGUUUUAUUCGAUUUGUAGCUUUAGGCUUAUUUGAGAGUGUCAGUGAUUACAUGCAAGAACUCUCAUUUCCAGUAAAAUAUAUUGAACAAAACUUGUCCAUAUGGCAAGAUAGAAAACAAGAACACAUUGAAUCCAAUCAUCAUACACUUGUUCAUGAUCGACGACAUAAUGAAAAUACACAGUCAACCACCACCACAGUUGUCGGCAGUAGCUAUCAAAAAGAAGACACAGAUUCUCAUAGUGAUAGUACAGCAACUUCAGCAUCAGAAGAUAACAGUGACUAUCAUACACAGGCUGUGGAUGCUAUUGGAAGCAAACCUGAUUAUAAUUUACCAAAGAUGCCUGCUGUAGCCAUGACAAGUCUAUCUCAUCCCAACAAUGUGUAUCCUACAAAAGAAAGUCCUGACUUUGAUCAUGUUAGUGAAUGGGAACAUCGUGAAAGUUCAGGGCCUGUGUACUGUCAAUGCACCAUUCAAUAAUAUUAUAUAGAUUGUAUAUUUAGAAGUAACAAAAAACUGUUAUAAUAUCCCCCCCCUUUUCCCUUUUCUUCUCUCUCUUACUCUUUUCCUUUUUCAUUUGUUCAUCCUAUUCACUUCCCUUCUCUCAAACUUUAUGAUUAUAUGUGUGUAUAGAAUAUAUUUCUUUUAUCUUAAAUAAUAUAUAUAUAAAUUUUGUAAAA